This is a messenger RNA of Folsomia candida, 1124 nucleotides long. RefSeq names its product transmembrane emp24 domain-containing protein bai (gene bai). The record is from RefSeq and is a predicted model, not a curated record. The transcript is spliced from 6 exons. Bases 190 to 834 code for a protein of 214 amino acids. NCBI's taxonomy places the organism in Eukaryota, Metazoa, Arthropoda, Collembola, Entomobryomorpha, Isotomidae. Gene Ontology annotation, cellular component: endoplasmic reticulum; Golgi apparatus; COPII-coated ER to Golgi transport vesicle. Gene Ontology annotation, biological process: intracellular protein transport; endoplasmic reticulum to Golgi vesicle-mediated transport; Golgi organization.
UGGUCUUUGGUGGUGAUGUGGAACUUGACGGCCCAACUUCAAACUCGUCAAUCCUGAAAUAAAUCUUCGUGGUCACGUCAAUUCACACAGUUCGCCCAGUUCCAGUUUGUUUCAUCCUUGUCGUCGCAAAUCUGGAACUCGCCCGUUGUGCUCACAUAUCCGCGUUCUUCUUUACUAUACUUAUAAAAAAUGAAGUCGCGGUGGUCGAGUAGUGCUGAAGUUUGGCUUCACUUGAGCCUGAUGUUGGCCUUAUCCGCCUACACGGGAUCCUCCCUCAUGUUCCAACUCCAGCCAAAUGCACAAAAAUGCUUGCGAGAGGAGGUCCACAAGGACGUGUUGGUCUCGGGAGACUAUGAGAUUUCUGAAGUGGCUGGACAAGUGGUGGAUCUUCAUGUGGUGGACUCCAAAGGAGGAUUUCUAGCGAAAAAAGACCAUGCCGAAAAAGGGAGAUUUACUUUCACGACAGACGAGUAUGAAGUUUACGAGAUUUGUUUCAUCUCCAAAGUCCCACACGGCCAACACGGUUUUCCACAGGAGGUUUAUCUCAGCACGAAACACGGAGUUGAAGCAAAGAAUUACGAAGGGUUUGACGAAGCCGCAAAGUUGAAGCCAUUGGAACUGGAGUUGAAACGCUUGGAGGAUUUGUCGCAGUCCAUCGUCGAGGAUUUUGGCUAUAUGAAAGCUCGGGAGGAGGAGAUGCGUGAUACAAACGAGUCCACCAACUCUCGAGUCCUCUACUUUUCCAUAUUUUCCAUGCUCUGUCUCUUAGGUUUGGCGACUUGGCAGGUGCUCUAUCUCAGACAGUAUUUCAAACAGAAGAAGCUCAUCGAGUGAAGACGUUUUACUCAAUUAAUCCAAGUCCAGCUGUCCUGAUAGAAAAAUCUGUUUUUUAUAUAUGUGUGUGUAACCUUUAUCAAUCAGCAUUUAUCCCAAAAACAAAGAGUACUUUUGUCAUGAUAAUAAGGAUAUUGAAUUUCUAAGCAUUUUACAGUCCAAAGGAAAAACAAAAUUAUUGUAUGAAAGUUAACCGUUUGUAUAAUUAUAUUAUUAUUUACCUUAGUGUGAGAUUCGUGUGUGUGGUGUGUGUGAAUAAAUUUGUGAGAGAAAGGCUGUUUGUUUGUGUA